This is a messenger RNA of Mauremys reevesii (Reeves's turtle), 2251 nucleotides long. RefSeq names its product EI24 autophagy associated transmembrane protein (gene EI24). Gene Ontology annotation, cellular component: endoplasmic reticulum. Lineage: Eukaryota; Metazoa; Chordata; Testudines; Geoemydidae. Gene Ontology annotation, biological process: macroautophagy. The record is from RefSeq and is a predicted model, not a curated record. The transcript is spliced from 11 exons. The coding region runs from base 263 to 1285 and encodes 340 amino acids.
UGCUGCAAGGCUGAGGAGGCUGCUGGCGCAUGCGCAGUGUGUCUCGGCCGGCCGGCGCGCUGGGCUGGGAAGUCCGGCCUGAGAGCGAGACGGAGCCUCGCCCGCCGCGGCGUCCGCGGAGUCCCGGAAGCGUCCCCGCGCCGCCGGCUGCUGCGGGCUCCAUCAGUUUCCCAUCUCUGCACCAUGACAGAGGUUUGGGCUCUUCUCUUCCCUUCUCCCUGUAGUUGAUAGUUUUGGAAUCGGAGGUGAUGCUGGAGUAGAGAUGGCAGACAGUGUGAAAACCUUCCUUCAUGAUCUCGUCAGGGGAAUUAAGGACUCCAUCUGGGGGAUCUGCACAAUCUCCAAGCUGGAUGCCCGGAUCCAACAGAAGAGAGAAGAGCAGAGAAAAAGGAGAGCAAGCAGCGUGCUCGCCCAGCGGAGAGCUCAGAGUGAGGAGAGGAAGCUGGAGAAUGAACCUCGGAUUGUAAGCCGGAUUUUUCAAUGUUGUGCAUGGAAUGGAGGCGUAUUCUGGCUUAGUCUCCUCUUGUUUUACCGAGUAUUUAUACCUGUACUUCAGUCAGUCACAGCACAGAUAAUUGGUGACCCCUCACUACACGGUGAUGUCUGGUCUUGGCUGGAAUUUAUCCUCACCUCUAUUUUUGGUGCCCUUUGGGUCCUUCCCCUGUUUGUGCUCAGUAAAGUCGUCAAUGCCAUCUGGUUUCAGGACAUCGCAGAUUUGGCAUUUGAGGUUUCCGGAAGAAAGCCCCAGCCCUUUUCCAGUGUCAGUAAAAUCAUUGCUGACAUGCUAUUUAACCUCUUACUGCAAGCACUGUUCCUCAUCCAGGGGAUGAUUGUGAGCCUCUUCCCAAUUGAUAUCAUUGGCCAGCUGGUUAGUCUCCUGCACAUGUCGCUGCUCUACUCCCUGUACUGCUUUGAGUAUCGCUGGUUUAAUAAAGGCAUUGAAAUGCAUCAACGGUUAUCCAACAUUGAGAGGAACUGGCCCUAUUACUUUGGAUUUGGUUUACCGCUGGCUUUUCUCACUGCAAUGCAGUCGUCUUACAUCAUCAGUGGCUGCCUGUUCUCCAUUCUUUUCCCUCUAUUUAUCAUCAGCGCCAAUGAAGCAAAGACACCUGGGAAAGCAUACCAUUUCCAGCUGCGUCUCUUCUCCUUGGUGGUUUUCCUCAGCAACAGACUCUUCCACAAGACAGUUUACCUUCAGUCCACCCUGAGCAGCUCCUCCUCAGUAGAUAGACUGCCCUCUCCUCACUCAUCCCCUGCCAAACAGAAGGCUGCUUUGAGGCACUGAACCACAACCAAAGGGGUGUGUGUGUGUGUCAUCCUUGGCUGCUACAUGUGCCCCUGUGACCUAGGGAAGGGCAGGACCCAUUCUGCCAAGGGGCUUGUGCAUUUCCUCACUAAUCACCAUUGUAAGCGCCACUUGGACAUUGGUUUUGUGUCACAUUGAGAGCGUGGAUGGAAAUCUCUGGAAAAGUCUGGAUUUUUAACACCUUCGUGAGUUUUAAAACGCCGGGUCUCUGUGCUUGUUUUAUAGAGUGUAACAGACCUGUGCCUGUACUGUUUUGUAUACUCUUUUCCUGUGCCAUUUCCCUCGAUACCCCAGGAAAAAUGGUUUUGUAAUCCACGUUUUGCUGUAGCUUUUUGGAGCUGAUGGGAGUCUCUAAAGUAGAUUGCGCCACAACUGUUGGAUUCCUCAGUGAUUAUAGUUCUUUGUAUAUUGUAUCUCAGGUCAGGUUUUUGUAAUUCCUGCUGUACUGAAAAGCAGAAUUGGAAGACAAACUGGAUCAUGCUGAUCUAGGGGCAAGAUCAAUUUAUAUAGAGAGGGGACUCUCCCAGCCCACUAUCCAAUGAGCUUCAGUCAAGCUCUUUCUGUCAACUGGCAAACUUUGGGUCUUUCCUCAAUACAAGACCUGGACAAGUGCCACCUUUCUGUAUCCAGUAUAUAUACUGGAGAGCAUCGACUUUCAUCAGGAUGAAGCAAAUUCCUAACCUAAACAGCAGAAUGUGGUGGGGGUUUUUUAAAUACUGUUUGGAGCUGGGGAAAGCUCCUGAAAUUUCAAAGGGAAAUUGUAUAAACAAGGUCAGGAACUGAAAUGGAAACUUAUUGAAACACUUUAACUCUGUAGUUGGGUUGUGAGGUUUUUUAAUGUAUCUUUUUGUCUCAGCAAUCAGAUGCUUUUGAAAAUUAGUGUCUGCCAGUUUUCCGUGGAGACACCAUGCAUACUGGCGGUAUUUAAUAAAUAAUUCAAAAUUA